Molecule: messenger RNA, 4605 nt
Organism: Gymnodraco acuticeps
Lineage: Eukaryota; Metazoa; Chordata; Actinopteri; Perciformes; Bathydraconidae
Gene: gramd2b
Product: GRAM domain-containing protein 2B
Exons: 12
Coding region: 1083-2381 (432 amino acids)
Source: RefSeq, a predicted model, not a curated record
UAAGUAUAUGUGUAGCUCCUGAGUGAAUAAGGAGAUCAUACAUGGCUCAAACACAGGAGAUAAUUGAUGACGUGUAGCUAUUUAUUUGGUCCUUUAAGACGUUUUGCUGAAAGCAUUAGAAAUGGUCAUGAGUUAAGGAAUCAUGCCUGGAUAAAUAUUAAUAAAUGAUUAACAAAAUGUUGUUGUGCAUAGCAAGAAAGGAAAUGUGUCCCAAAAUUGGAUUACCAACUGGUCAAAACCUACCAAGGGUCACUGCUGUUCAACAGAUGUUUGUUAAUUUGACCAAAGUUAAAUAGACCUCAACAGUUGUGAAGCCCCGUCUUGUAAACCAGCUCUUUGUACAAAAUAAAAAAUGAAAAAAUAAAUAUUGUGUCUCUUUAGACCACUGACACUUGAUUUAGUUUGAAUUUACCAGAAAUGACCAACAAACAAGAAUAAGUCCUAGGCAGUAUAUCUCCAAAAAUAUCUGAAGUUAGCAAGAGUCUGGUGACUCUCUCCCUGUUACACGAGCCUAUUCUCUUUACACACUCCAUGUAAAGAAAACAUUAUUCAUAACACAGAAGUCAUUGUAAGGUGAUGCAACAGGUGUUUUAUCUACUUGUCACUGCUGUCCUGCAUUUCUCUAUAAACUCAGCAUUUAGUCAAUUAUAAAAGGUUACAUCCACAUUUCUUCCUAUUUGUGCAGCCAUGAAAUGUAAAAAAUAGUAAAAAAGGGAAGAAAGUUUGUUCCUGUGUAAUCUAAAACAGAGAGAGACGCAUGGGUAUUCACUGUGUUCCCACGGUGACACCAAAUAUCUCAACUUCUGCAUCUGCCAAGAUUUUAGCUGAAUAUAAAAUAAAAUAAUGAAAUGUAAGUAAAGUCUUUACAAUGUAGACAAAAUACCUUAAUAAACCUUCAUUCUCCCAAAAAGCUGGGUAAAAUGUCAUUGAUCAAAGGUUUGAACACACACACACACACACACACACACACACACACACACACACACACACACACACACACACACACACACACACACACACACACACACACCCUCUGAUUGGCUGUGACAUAUGAGACCAGGGGGCUCAGCAGACACUCCCACAUGCAGGUGAGGGAGCAGAGGAUCAGGCUGCAGGGUCAGUUCACAGACAGACAGACAGACAGGACGUCCUGCACGACAGGUGUUUGGUUGGCUAAAAAACUGUUGGGCAUGAUAUCAGAACAGUGUGUGAAGCUGCAGGAAGACGCCAGGAAGUAUAACAGAAGAAAUGCAAAGACCGAGGACCAAGAUUAUCAUUCAGAUGUAGAAAACAUGGAGGAGCGGCAGAGAUUUGAGAAGAUGCAGGCCGUGGACCCGGAGCAACAAGAGCUGUCAGGCAGGAGGAAACACGCAUUAGUCAGAUCAAAGACCUUCGACCACUCUCUGCUGACUCAGGUCCAGACAGAAGCAGACCCGAAGAUCGAGAGGAAGAAGUCUCACUACAGCCAGAUUUCGAAAAGCAAUUGCCAGUACCAUAAAAUAUUUAAGGAGAUCAGCAAAGAGGAACUGCUCAGACAGAGUUACACAUGUGCUCUGCAGAAAGACAUCCUCUACCAGGGACGGAUGUUUGUCUCUGACCAUUGGAUCUGCUUUCACUCCAAGGUGUUUGGCAAAGACACAAAGAUCGCCAUCCCAGUGAUGUCCGUCUCGUGCUUCAAGAAGACCAAGACGGCCAUCCUGCUGCCAAACGCACUGGUGAUCGGCACCGCCAACGACAGGUACGUCUUCGUGUCCUUUCUGUCCAGAGACAACACCUACAAGUUCUUGAUGUCCAUUUGUUAUCAUCUGGAGAGUUUUCCAGGUGAGUUCUGUGAUCUGGACGUAGCAGUGAGACAGAGGAGGCAAGAGAUGGAGGAGAGCAGCAGCUCCGACUCUCAGACCCCCGACUACGACAAGAGAGCAGGGUUCCCUGUUCCUCCGUUUCUGGAUGUGUUGAAGCGCACAGACAGUGCAGCUCCACCUGAACAUCCAGACCAUCAGCACAAAGUGAAGAGCCAGCACCAGAGCAAGCAGAUCCCAGACAACUCGCAGCAUGCUCCACACUACACUGUUCCGGGCUCAGAGCUGGUGAUUGACAGCAGAACUCUGAAACCAGUUUCUCUCAACACACUGCUGUUAAUCUACCUGUUACUAGUGUGUGUCCUGUUCCUGUCUUCCUGUUACCUGGCCUUUAAGGUCGUCUCAUUGGAGCAGAGACUGACUACGCUCGGCUCCGUCUCCGAGUUCCCCCACCAGGAAAAUGAAUUUCUGGGGGCGAGUGACGUGAACACAGAGCUUUUUUCUGAACUGCUGUCCAUUAACCUGAUGAAGCUGGAGAAGGUCAGUCGGUCUGUCUAUCUGUGUCUCAUAGGGUUACAUUAAAAUGAAUUAUUAAAUGAUUGUAUUAAUCCCUAAAAAUCGUAUUUAUCGUGUGAAUUUAAAAUUCCAAAUAUCAACAGUUGCCUUAGGGCGAAUUUGGAAGUUUUUGGGAGUAGGCCUUUGUCUUGAACAAAAAACCUUUUGAUCAGUUUUUAAAAAAAACUCAGAAGACUAUAUAAGAAUUAAAUAUCUUGGAAUUUAUAUUUUGUGUCCAGACAUUUUGGAUGGCGUUAACAUAAGUUUCAAUAUUUUAUCAUUAAUUUAUGUAAAAGUAUUGUUUUUUUUAGGUAAAUACAAUGUAAAAAGCAGACAAAAUAGUCAGUUCAGGAUAUUUUAUGCACUGAAUAACCACCCCUGCUGAUUUGUUUUUAAGAUGAUGCAACCAACGUCUCCUUUCUUUAACUUUUCCCCAUGAGUACCUUCUUUAAAAUUAUAAACGUAAUUACUACAAAGGAAAGAGUGGAAAAGUUGUUUUCCGCUCAUCAACAUGUGAAAUCAACACGCUUUGUGUCAGAAGCAGAACUGGAAGGCUUCAGGACAAAGUGUAACCGGACACUUGUUUGCCGUUAAUCAAACAUUUAUAGUCAUUGAUCUGUUCAUAUAGAGAAGUGUGGACGUCACCUGUAAGAAGAGCUCGUUCCUCAUCCAUCAGUCUGCACUGUGUGUGUCUGAGCACAUUAACAUUUCAGGCCAACACACGUCUCCUAAAAACAAACAGCAGCAACACACGAAACAAGAGCCUGAUUGAUUAGAAAUGUAGAUAUUUAAAGUUGUUUAUCUUUAUAGAUGGAGGAGAACUAACAUUAUUUCACAAAAGAUAAGCAGUUAGGAUGAAAGGGAAUUUACUAGAGGCAACAUUCAAAAUCAAACUUAUCAAUGAGGGGUGUAAAAAUAAAUAAAGGAAUAAAUGAAUAGAUAGAGAUAUAGAUGAAUAGAGAGUAGGCACAAGUACAGGUUCAGGUUAACUGCUGCUAGGGAGUUCUGAGGACAUCUGGUGGAUGGAUGGGACUUUGGGGCAAUGAGAAGUAAAUAUAACGUCUAAUAGAAAUUGAAACAAUCCUUAGUGGGUCAAGAAAUAACAAGGAAAGUAAAUAACAAGUUAGCUUAUCAGCAAGAGAAUAAGUAACCAUAGAUUGAAUGAUUAAUAGAAUACAAAACUAUUAACAGAAUACAAAACCAUAAAGAAAGUUAAAGGUUACAUGUCAAGCUUUUCCGGUUAUUACCCGUCCUCUUGUGUGUUAUGUAGCUUUUUAUGCAUGUAAACGGUCUGCAGAGUCACAAACCCUCAAAGUACACCCUGUGGCGAGUAAAACUCUAACACAGAAAAGACCUGGAGAUUGGAGAUUUUUCUGCUAGUGGAGCCUCGCAGCGCGGUGAAACUGUGGAGCGCUACACUGUAGGCAGGGGCGGAUCUAGAAAAAUAUUCAUGGGGUGGCAGGAGAUUUUGAGGGGUGGCAUCCCCUGGCAGAUGUAUAUGCUGAUUUAAUCGCAGUCAUAUCAAUCAAUGUUAACUUGGAAAUCCACAAUAUUGAUAUUUUAACUCAAUAACAUAUUGUGGCACAACAGUGAAUCCUUAAAUAUAAAUAUAUGCUUUUCUGGUUAUUACCCGUCCCCUUGUGUGUUAUGAAGGUUUUUCUGCAUGUAAACGGUCUGCAGAGUCACAAACCCUCAAAGUACACCCUGUAGCGAGUAAAACUCUAACACAGAAAAGAGCUGUCUGUGCUGCCCCAGAACGCCUCGUUGGACAUUUCUCUUUUUCCAUUGUUUUCUUCCUGGGUAUGGUCAUGGUGACGUGCCCAUACAAAAAUGGACCCAAUCCGUGGAGCUCCACACACACACACACACACACACACACACACACUUUUAGCGGCGAAAAUGUGACGCGCUGGGGGGGUGCUAGUGGAGCCUCGUGGCGCGCUUAAACUGUGGCGCGCUUACACUGUGGCGCGCUUACACUGUGGCGCGCCGCAUUUGGGGGUGCGAUGCGGGUGCUAGUGCAGCCUCGCAAAUGGGGCUGAUGCAGUCCCCUCAGCUCCCCCUCCCUUCCCGCGUCCAUUCGUGAUGUCUAGCUGUCUCGCAGCAAGCAGGAAACCACACCAUUAACUGCCCGUCCACACGGCAGCGUGCGUUGAAGCUUCAACGCGUCUGCCCAUUCACUUUGAAUGGGGUGACGUCACGCUUUGCCAAACUGCAUUGUGGUUCCGUCGCUUUGCAUUGCUCGCUUCAA